Messenger RNA from Jaminaea rosea, 1161 nucleotides. RefSeq lists its product as hypothetical. Gene Ontology annotation, cellular component: nucleus. NCBI's taxonomy places the organism in Eukaryota, Fungi, Basidiomycota, Exobasidiomycetes, Microstromatales. The record is from RefSeq and is a predicted model, not a curated record. The transcript is spliced from 2 exons. The coding region runs from base 1 to 1062 and encodes 353 amino acids. Gene Ontology annotation, molecular function: ubiquitin protein ligase activity.
AUGGGCCGUAAACCAAGCAACAAGACAAGGGCCGACUUCACAUCAGCAGAAAGGCAGUGGGUGCACGAUAGGUGGGGUGUCAAGAAGGCGAGAAUAGGCGGGGAGAGCUUGAAGAGCUUCGAUCAAUGCAACCUCUGCCUCGAUGAGGUGCGCAGCCCCAUGGCAUGCAAAGAGGGCCACAUCUUCUGCAAGGAAUGCGUCCUCACAUCUAUCCUCGAACAAAAGUCUAGCAUCGCAGCAACCAAGGCCAGCCUGGCUAAGCUGGCUGCGCAGCAGGAGGAGGAGAGAGAACAGGCCAGAGAGAAAGCCAGGAGGAAGGUCUUGGAAGACUUUGAGAGGGGCAUCGGUUUCGGCCAUCUCAUUGAUGACAGGAGGAAGACAGGCGCUGAGGACAAUGCAGUGGCAGGUCCUUCAUCCACAGCCGCCGGCUUCAAGAGGAAGGAGACCACCUCUUCCAGCCCCGACCUCUCCUCCUCGACCUCUUCCCUUUCUAGAAUCCCUGCCAAAGCUCAGUCCCUCGCAGCCGCCGCAGAGCAACGCGCCCUGUCCGAGCUCGAGGAGGCACAACGCUCUUCACGCAAGUCCAAGCUCCCGUCCUUCUGGCUCCCCUCUCUGAUGCCCAGCGAGCGCGAAGGUGACGUCGACUUGCGGGCGGUCAGCGAGGAGAUGGGCGUACGAUGUCGCGUAGGAAACGAGCGUGGUCACCCCUUGACGAUCAAGGGACUCGUGGAAGUCAAAUUCGCAGAGGCUGCUGGGGGCGGCGAUGAUGCAGGAAAGGCAAAGGCGUGCCCCACCUGCUCAAAGCAGCUUAGCAACAACACCAAGCUCCUCCUCAUGCGUUCUUGCUGCGGGACGGUCAUGUGCGGGCGAUGCUUUGAGCAGCUGGUGGAAAAGCCGGCGAAGAAGGAGGGCAAAGAGAGCGGGGAGUGUCCGGCGUGUAUGGGGAAGCUCAAGGAUAUCAAGAAGGAUGUGGUGGCAUUGCAGAGAGAGGGGACGGGCUUUGCUGGUGGCGGUGGGACUUCUGAAGUGACAAAGAAGGGUUCGAGUAGCUUUCAGGGCUGAAGUCGAGAUCAGGUCAAGCAUUUCUGCCUUUCCUGCUCGUACCAGUGUGCGGGGAACACUUGAAGUCCAGCCCUGGCCAUCGGUGUCUGCCAAUCAAGU